Messenger RNA from Kuraishia capsulata CBS 1993, 1968 nucleotides. RefSeq lists its product as uncharacterized. The coding region runs from base 1 to 1968 and encodes 655 amino acids. Gene Ontology annotation, cellular component: protein phosphatase type 1 complex. Gene Ontology annotation, biological process: regulation of glycogen biosynthetic process. Lineage: Eukaryota; Fungi; Ascomycota; Pichiomycetes; Pichiales; Pichiaceae. The record is from RefSeq and is a predicted model, not a curated record. Gene Ontology annotation, molecular function: glycogen binding; protein phosphatase 1 binding. The transcript has a single exon.
AUGCCUUACCUCGGACCGAGAACCUUCGCAACAACCCCACUUACCAUCACAAACCUCGCUUAUCUCAACACCAAACUGGCAAAUCAAAAUGAAACCAUGGGAAACUCAGACUCAAACUCCACACUAACGUCUCUGCAAUCGUCCACGCCGCUUUCUCCGGACUCCAGCGCUAGCUCUUACGAGGAUGAUAAGACCUCGGUGUUCUACCAAGACGACAACAAAACCGUCGUGAUGCCCAACCCCAUGACCAAUGGUUCUUCAAGCUCCGUUUCUACUAUAGUGGGCAACCGGCUAAAGCUACGCCAUAACGACGAGAACGAAGAGACUGAAACAGAGGAUGAAACAGACCAGGGCGAAGGCUUGCUGGACCAGCCUUUUCACCCACUGCUGAGAAAGAAGUCGGGCGAGCUUGUAAAGUCCUCGCUGAAGCUGCCAGAUUUGAAAAGGAGCAAGUCGAUGCCCUCCACUUCCAAAUCAGUACGGUUUGCACCUGUCCUAGAGAAGGUGAAAUUCUUCGAAAAGGCAGAGAAACCAAUUGCGGUUUCUACGGACAACUCCCCUGUUUCAUCGCCUCCUCCCAUUCAGCACCGUCCCACAUGGGAGUUUGAGAUUUCGAGCGAUUCGGAUCAGGAUUCUGAUUCCGGUCUGGCUUCCUCGGACCAGACGGAACGUUGGGAAAUCGUCCAUAACGAUGUUCCUUCCAACCAGAUAUUCAACUUUGCCAAGUUCAAUGAUCCGUACAAGAAGAUCAUCCUUGAGAGUCUUAGAUUGGGUUCCAACAAGGACUCACUGAUAGGGUUUGUGUACGUGAAGAACCUCGCGUUUGAGAAGAAAUUGACCCUUCAGCUGACGGUGAACUCGUGGAGAACAUCUCAGACGAUUGACAACGCCAAUUACAUCUCUUCAAACCACAUCUUCAACUACUCCGGCAACGAGUCUUACGACAAAUUUUCUUUUAUUAUCAAGUUUUCGGAAUUGCUCAAUGCCGGCAGCAACAUCGACCUGGAGUUCUGUAUCAAGUACGAAGUUGGCAAUGACACCUUUUGGGACAACAACAACUUAAAGAACUAUAGAGUCAUAGUGCACAAGAUUACUCCGGUCACCUCACGCGGUACUGGUAGCUUCAGGGAACAUGACUAUUUCCACCUGGUGCAAACCAAGUACCCAGGAGAUGAGGACGACGACGAAUUCGAGCUCGACAAUAAGAACAAGUUGCUAACAGACGUGGAGUUUGCACCAAAGUGUAAGCCGCGUAACUCUGAUGUGUUCAGAACGCGCUACAACUUUGAUCCUUUUUCUAACUACGACAUUGACGAUUCGUACUUCUCGCCUCCAUCGGCUGACAAAACUGCUGCUGGGCCUUCAAAGUCCGCUACUGCGACUGCUAUUGCUAACGCCAGUGCCAGUGCCAAUGCCACUGCUAAGAGGACCAGUCUUGGUACUGCCGUUUCUGCCAACUACUACAAUGGGUCAAAGGGCAACAAGGCCUCCUCUCCUGGACCGGCGUUGCCUCAGCGUCGUUCAUAUUCUCAUCAUUACCAGCUGAGGAAAAAUAACUCUGCUCCCUCUCUGGUGAAGCUCUCGGAGUCCAUUUCGAAGAUGGACCUGGAGCAAUCUCGCUCCUCUUCGGAUCUGCAAAAGUGCAAAAACGAGGCUGGUUCGAGGGAUGACUCUCCCUCCACUUCGCAGCCCACCUUGCAGCCCACCCCAAGCCUGAUCACGAAAGACAGUCUGGCCUCCAGAAGAAACUAUGAUCAGUUUCUUCAGGCCUACUGUUUCUAUGGGUCACCUGUUCAAUCCCCAGGAGAGACUUCCCCAGUAAGUUCUCCGCAACUCCAUCACCAGCCGGUGACAUUUUCGUCAUCGCCAUCCGCUCCAUCCCAUCUCCAUGAAUCCACCUACCAGUCACCUUCGUUUCUGAGUGGGUCGUCUUCAUUGGAUACCCCAAGGGAGAUUGCUCUUCGCUGA